Molecule: messenger RNA, 3072 nt
Organism: Habropoda laboriosa
Lineage: Eukaryota; Metazoa; Arthropoda; Insecta; Hymenoptera; Apidae
Product: elongation of very long chain fatty acids protein AAEL008004-like
Exons: 6
Coding region: 480-1466 (328 amino acids)
Biological process (GO): sphingolipid biosynthetic process; very long-chain fatty acid biosynthetic process; fatty acid elongation, saturated fatty acid
Cellular component (GO): endoplasmic reticulum membrane
Molecular function (GO): fatty acid elongase activity
Source: RefSeq, a predicted model, not a curated record
GUUUUUUCCUCACCUUCCCCAUCUGUGAUACGCGUUCGCGACGGAGAGGAGGAAGAAGACGUGUCAAUGAAGGAAACUGGCAACGAGCAGUCAUCGUCUUUAUUCGCGUUUGCUUGCUUCUAACAGUAAGAACCGAAUCGCUUUUUGCCUGUUCCGCGACUCGGCUCCUCGAAACAGACUCGACGAGAAGAAUCAGAAUUCGCCGAUCGCCGACACUCGGAAUAAAUAUUAAUAGGGAAACUACACGAGAAGGAUAUACGACGAAUUUCAUAUUUUCUCCGAUCACGCGAGUCACAGCAACGUGCUUUAUUUGAUGUACCAUCGACCAGGUGACAAAAAGAAAACAGGACGGUGUGAGAAUACGGAUAGUCGAAGUGAAGCCGGUAACCAGGGUGCUACGAAACGCCAGUAAGACGAAGAAAAGAUAGUUGACAAAGAAGAAGGGAAUAAGCAACGACGAAAAGCAGACUCGAGCCAAGAUGACAACUAUAGUGGCGGACCUGGUGCACGGGUACAGGGACCUGAUGGAUAACAAGUCCGAUCCCAGGGUGAACAAUUGGCUAAUGAUGAGCAGUCCUUUCCCGACGAUGGCGAUAUGCCUAUCAUACGCUUAUUUCAGCAAGGUUUUGGGACCGAGGAUAAUGGAAAAUAAAAAGCCUUUCAACCUCCGGGAAAUCCUGAUAGCGUACAACUUGAUACAAACACUAUUCUCCUCAUGGAUCUUCUACGAGUAUUUGAUGAGUGGCUGGGCGAAAGGAUACAGUUUCCGGUGCCAGCCGGUCGAUUACUCCAACAGCCCUAUGGCGUUACGAAUGGCGAACACAUGCUGGUGGUACUACAUCAGCAAGUUCACCGAGUUCUUCGACACCGUAUUUUUCAUUCUGAGGAAGAAGAAUCAACACGUAUCGACGCUUCACGUGAUCCAUCAUGGUAUAAUGCCGUUUUCGGUCUGGAUGGGCAUGAAAUUCGCGCCAGGUGGUCAUAGCACCUUCUUUGCCCUCUUGAACACUUUCGUUCACAUAAUAAUGUACUUCUACUACAUGGUGGCUGCGAUGGGCCCUGAAUAUCAGAAGUACAUCUGGUGGAAGAAGUACCUGACUACUUUGCAAAUGGUGCAGUUCGUGUUGAUCAUGAGUCACCAGUUCCAGCUUCUCUUCACAGAGUGCAAUUACCCCCGUGGCUUCAUGAUCUGGAUCGGUUUGCACGGCGUGCUUUUCUUAGGUCUCUUUUCGGACUUUUACAAAGCGAAGUACGUAGAAAAAACGAGGAAACCUAUGAAGAAGCACAGCCAGCAGAACGGCUCGAACGGCGGCCUCUGCAUGCCGGUCCUCGAAGACUCGAUGCCGCGACAAAACGGUGUCUCGUCGUACGCGACGAUCUACAAUAAAGAAUACAACAGUUGUUACAGCAACGGAACCAAUAACGGUUACGUGGCCAACAAUAACACAGAGAAGAAGCUCGCUUAGGACAUUCUGGUUUCGGUAAAAGCUCGUAAACGGUCGUCGGGACACCAAAUCACACGAUACAUUUGAAAACAUUAAAAAAAGAAAAUAAAAAAAAAUAAAAUCACGCGUUCGAAUUCUCGCCGGCACUCUUGAGAAGAUAUCAUCGUGCAGCAAGCGACGACUCUGUACACAAAACUCGGAAAAAAGAAAUGGAAAGGAAAGAAAGAAAGAAAAAAACACCCACGUUGAUCGACUAUGAUUACAUCGAGUAGUGAAUUGCGCGAUAACCGAUAAACUGGAGAGACGUCCACCUCCUUAGAGAUGUGGCCCGAUUAAACGCAAGAGAAUAAACUAUAUGCUAGUUUGUAAUAUUUGCCGCGAAAGUCUGUGUUCAAAGUUCAUGCGUAGAGUCGUCGACGAGAAAGAAUGAGAGAGAGAGAGAGAGAGAGACCAGUCGCGCGCGCGCACACAUUAAACACACACAAACACACACACACACACACACGUUCGAUAUCCCGCUAACUCUUUAAAUUAUUUCAUAUUAACCGUAUCAACGAGCUGGCGAAUUACGUUUAUCGUGUAACGGGAUAAUUUAACGGGGUUAUUGUACGGACGUUAAGGACUACUCUAUCGAUAAUAUAUUAUUAAUAAGGAAAGGGCUCUUCUGCACGUAUUGUUGUGUAUACGUAUUAAUUAUAUUUAAUCGCAUCCGCAACCGGAUUGCGGAUGAUAAUCGCGGGUGAAUACGAUAAGUCGUCGUCGUCGUCGGGCUCGUCGAUGACUUUACGAACGGGAAAGCGAGAAACGAGAUGAGACUAGCGAGGAGAAAUGUUCAGGAGACUAGAGGAAAUAAGCGGACAAGAUUAAAACGCGCACACGAUGAGAGGUAAAGAAGAGAAAAAGAGAGGAAGAAAGAAACAAAGAUGUAGUAAUCGAUCCUCAUCGGAGCAUUCUGUUUUGAACCGCACGCGAUUUGCCGAGAAGUGUUUCAUUGCGUGCGUUAUAUUUGUAUGCGUGUGAGCGAGUAUGAUCGUUUGUUAGUUGUACGUGAUUACGAGGCAUUUCUCAUUGGGACGCACCAAAACGACCCUCAUCCCCCCCUCCCCCCACCCGUCGCCGCAACCCCUACCAUGUUUCCCUUAUCGUCGUCCGACUCUGUCUCUCUAUUGCCCCGAUUGUGUUCAAAGCUUUGGUGUUCGUCGUAGAAAUAAGCGUCUGUCGACUCGCGUAAAAGAUGAAAAAAUUAAAAAAAUACGGAGAGAUCGUACUGCUCCUACCUCUCGAAGCUUGAUUCUCUCUUAUCGAGAAAGAUCACCGCGACUGUAUCGGCUCAGUAGAGAAUCCGUAGUAGUGUAUCUUCUUGCAUACGUGUGUGUGUGUGUGUGUGAGGCACAACGUGACGCUCGGAUAGCUUAUUUUUUUUUUCCUCUAUUGUUCACACGACGAAGCAACGCAAGCUUAUACCUCUUACCUUUCGACGGGAACCAUUUUACAAACAUCACGUCGUAAGCUGUUGUUAUCGAUGCAGAAAAUCAAGCUUCCGAAGAGUCGUCAAAAUUCUCUCGACGAAAUUUACUUCUUGUUCGCCGUUCGAACCGGUCGAAAAAAAAAAACAAAGAAAAAAAAU